Molecule: messenger RNA, 2230 nt
Organism: Sinocyclocheilus anshuiensis
Lineage: Eukaryota; Metazoa; Chordata; Actinopteri; Cypriniformes; Cyprinidae
Product: protein tyrosine phosphatase type IVA 2-like
Exons: 7
Coding region: 402-926 (174 amino acids)
Biological process (GO): protein dephosphorylation
Molecular function (GO): protein tyrosine phosphatase activity
Source: RefSeq, a predicted model, not a curated record
CUUCAGUUCAUCUCAAUUCAGCUUUUACUGAGAGGACGAUAAACACGGCUUCACCCUCAAAGCGCUUACGGCUCUACGUGCACGUUCUCCGGGGAUUGCCAAGGGAUUUCAAUGUUUGGCCCGUUCUUUCAUUUCUGUGUUGAUUUGGAUCACACAUAUAUGGCGUUUGUGACCAUCUGCGGAGAGUUCUGCCAGGCUCAGCACCUCACCUUUGUGGACAAGUGAAUUGUUAGCCACCCGUGGGACUACGCUACCCAGAAGCCUCCUUGACAGCCAGCACACUGGGCCCAGUCUGUCUCUUCUAUACCCUUUUGGGAUCCCGUGUAGUCCUCAAACACGUCCACCUCACUUCCUCCCUACAGCUUUUUCUCCCUGUAGCCAAUCAGAAACUCUUCUCCUGAAUGGGACGUCUUGCCAACAUGAACCGCCCUGCCGCUGUUGAGAUUUCCUAUGACUGCAUGAGAUUCCUCAUCACACACAACCCCACCAACUCCACUCUCAACAAGUUCACUGAGGAGCUGAAGAAGUUUGGGGUGAACACACUGGUGAGAGUAUGUGAAGCAACUUAUGACAAAGCACCAGUGGAGAAGGAGGGCAUACAGGUCCUGGACUGGCCCUUUGACGACGGAGCUCCGCCCCCAACCCAGAUUGUAGAUGAUUGGUUAAACCUGCUGAAGACUAAGUUCAGAGAGGAGCCAAAAUGCUGCAUUGCUGUUCACUGUGUUGCAGGAUUGGGCCGAGCACCUGUACUGGUGGCUUUAGCCUUAAUUGAGUGUGGAAUGAAGUAUGAAGAUGCGGUGCAGUUUAUAAGACAGAAGAGACGUGGAGCCUUCAACUCCAAGCAGCUUCUUUACCUUGAAAAAUACAGACCCAAGAUGCGUCUGCGGUUCAAGGAUCCCAACGGUCCCAACUGCUGUGUCCAGUAAUGCGUCAUUCUGUCAGUCAUACAAAACAACAGUGGGAAGUUGAACCAGGGUAAAGGGGAUCAAAAGCUGUGGGUUAUAAUUGUGGUGAUUUUAUCAAAUGAAUCAUGGCUAAUCGAUCACAGAGAUGUAAUGAAUGAAAGCUGAUCUAUGGAUUCACCAGCAGUAUCAAUUAGAAGGGUCAAAGCACACAGAUGAGCCCACAACCUGGUUGGUUAACCAGCAUUAACAGUCAUGGGCAAGAAUUAUACACAAGUUCCCCUGAUUUCCCAAAUUUCCAAUCAUUGGAUGACUUUUUAUUUUGUGUUAUUUCGGAACAAGUACUUUGAACCAUGAUGAAAAGAUUUACAUUUGCUGUCAUUGUUGAUUUUUAUUAAGACUUUUAUUGUUGGGCAUGUUCCUUUUAUCUUUCUUUUUUUUGUAAUUAUUACCACACACAAUAGCCAAUUUUGUUACAGAAACCACUCUGAAGUAUUUUUGCACAAAACAACAUUUUUAAGAAGUUCCUCUCCAAUGCAGCAAUUGCCCCCUUUGAAAUCACUUUUAAUUUAGGGUUAGCCUAGGUUUCAAAUAUGUCAGCUGUAUUUAUUCACUAUAAUUAGUGUGUCUUGUCAGGAGUGUGGGUGGGGUUAGGACACUUUUUUUCUUUUUUUCGUGAAGCCAUGUUAUUUUCUCUAGUUAUCUUUAUCUCUGGGGAGUGCAAUAUUUAGUCCAGCUUAGAAAAGCCCUCACCCUUAGGACCGUCCUACAUCCAAAUUCAAAUACAGGAGGAUACUUGGCUUGUCUUAGGUACUCACUUUCUAUAGCUGGUUUUUGCUGGCUGCUCAGUAAAAAACUUUUCUUGUUGGCCUGGCUGUGACACCCACACAUAAUGUGUACACUUUAUCCGUCACCCUACUGUUCAGCCCACAGACACACUGAAGGAAGUGAGAGACAGGAGACUGGUCAGCUCUGGGUUUAUUUAAUGAUUUUUUUUUUUUAUUGUUUUAAUCACAGUGCCCAAUUUGAAAACACACCCCCUCUUCAUCUUGCUUUGAAGACAAAUAAAUGAAUUUAAAUUGAUUCUGGCCUAUUUUCAUUGUGUGUUCUUUCCUGUAAUAUGUUAGCUAUUUAUUGUGCUUGGUAGAUGAGUCACUUCGUGAUGACUGAUGUUUACGGCCAUCUUCAAGAUAACAUCUGAAAUGAUGGGGGAAGAUAAUGUGAAUGAUAAUUUGGCAAAAGUGACAUGUACUGCCACCUGCAACUGAAAGAGAAAUCAAUCAGUGUUUAAAAUUGCUGUCCUAUAAAAAAAGAAAGGUGAAAAAAAA